This is a messenger RNA of Anopheles marshallii, 4062 nucleotides long. It is a transcript of the gene ry, whose product is annotated as xanthine dehydrogenase. The transcript is spliced from 2 exons. The record is from RefSeq and is a predicted model, not a curated record. Bases 1 to 4062 code for a protein of 1353 amino acids. NCBI's taxonomy places the organism in Eukaryota, Metazoa, Arthropoda, Insecta, Diptera, Culicidae. Gene Ontology annotation, molecular function: xanthine dehydrogenase activity; molybdopterin cofactor binding; FAD binding.
AUGGCCCCACCGAGUGUCCGCGGUGAACCGGACGGGCAGUUGCAGCAAUUCGAUAGAAAUCAACCGCUGGUGUUUUUCGUCAAUGGAAAAAGGGUUACUGAUGAACGGCCCGAUCCCGAGUCUACUCUGCUGAUAUAUUUGCGUGACAAAUUGCGUCUCUGCGGCACGAAACUCGGAUGCGCCGAGGGAGGAUGCGGUGCCUGCACGGUGAUGGUGUCGAAGGUUGAUCGCAGCACGGGCUCGUUGAAGCAUCUCGCGGUCAACGCUUGUCUUACGCCGGUGUGCUCCGUGCACGGGAUGGCUGUGACAACGGUCGAGGGCAUUGGAAGUACUCGGACGCGCCUCCAUCCCGUCCAGGAGCGCAUCGCCAAGGCACACGGCUCGCAGUGUGGGUUCUGCACUCCGGGAAUCGUAAUGUCGAUGUACUCGUUGCUGCGUAGCUCUCCCGUUCCUUCAAUGAAAGAACUGGAGGUGGCCUUCCAAGGCAAUCUGUGCCGCUGCACUGGCUAUCGACCGAUCCUGGAGGGAUACAAAACGUUCACCAAGGAGUUCGGCACCAACUGCGCCAUGGGCGAGAAAUGCUGUCGAAAUGGCAAUGGUAACGGCUGUGGACAGAAUGGAGAGAUCAACACUGAGCUGUUUCAACCGAACGAGUUCAUGCCCUACGAUCCAUCCCAGGAGCCCAUCUUCCCUCCGGAGCUGAAGCUCUCCGACAAAUUCGACUCGGAAUCGCUCGUUUUCCGUACGUCCCGAACCGCGUGGUAUCGUCCCACUCGACUCGACGAUCUGCUGGCUUUGAAAAAGGCCCAUCCGGAGACGAAGAUCGUUGUCGGCAACACGGAAGUGGGGGUGGAAGUGAAGUUCAAACACUUUGAGUAUCCCGUCCUUGCCAAUCCAGUCCAAAUAAAGGAAUUGACGGCGAUCGAGCGCCAAGAGUUUGGCAUCAAGGUAGGAUCUGCAGCCACGCUGAUGGAAAUGGAAAAUGUGCUCCGGAAGGAGAUUGAAACCGGUCCGGAGACUGAGACGCGCUUGUUUCAAGCUAUCGUCGACAUGCUGCACUGGUUCGCAGGCAAGCAAAUCCGCAAUGUUGCCUCCGUGGGCGGGAACAUAAUGACGGGAAGUCCAAUUUCGGAUCUAAACCCCAUCUUCACUGCUGCCGCAAUCGAGCUGGAAGUCGCGAGUCUGGACGGCGGAUUCCGUAAAGUGCGAAUGGGCGACGGAUUCUUCACUGGCUAUCGUAGGAACGUGAUUCGCCCUGAGGAAGUUCUCGUAUCGCUGUUCAUCCCUCGUACUACCAAAGAUCAACACUUCAUUGCGCAUAAGCAGGCAAAACGACGGGAUGACGACAUUGCCAUCGUGAAUGGCGCGUUCAAUGUUCGCUUUCAGCCGGGCACAGAUGUCGUGCAAGAGAUCCAUCUGGCAUUCGGUGGAAUGGCGCCAACGACAGUUCUUGCCAAGAAGACGGCCGCCGCACUGGUCGGAGCACGAUGGAAUGCACAACUUGUGGAACGCUGCAAUGAUUUGCUUGUGGAGGAGCUUCCACUCAGUCCAUCCGCUCCGGGCGGUAUGAUCGUUUAUCGUCGAUCGCUGACUUUGAGCCUCUUCUUCAAGGCUUACCUAGCGAUCGCCCAAUCGCUGGAUAGACAAAAGAUCCCGAACAGGACCCCUGUUGGUGAUCGCGAAAAGAGUGGCGCCAAUACCUUCCAUACACUAGUUCCAAAAAGUACGCAGCUCUUCGAGAAGGUUUCAGGCGAUCAACCAAUUACCGACCCAAUCCGUCGCCCGCAGGUGCAUGCUUCGGCUUACAAGCAAGUCACCGGAGAAGCUAUCUAUUGUGACGACAUCCCCAAGUUUGAAAACGAGCUAUAUCUGGCCUUCGUGUACAGCACGAAAGCGCACGCCAAAAUUGUAUCGAUCGAUCCAUCGGAAGCGCUCAACCUGGAAGGCGUGCAUCGAUUCUUUAGCGCAGAUGAUCUAACCGACGAACAGAACAAAGCUGGCCCCGUAUUUCAUGAUGAAUUUGUAUUCGUCAAAGAUAUUGUCACCACCCAGGGUCAAAUAAUAGGUGCUAUCGCGGCUGAUAAUCAAACAAUCGCACAACGCGCCGCUCGCAAAGUGAAGGUGAUGUAUGCAGAAAUGGAACCGAUAAUCGUUACGUUGGAGGAUGCAAUCAGACUAGAGUCAUUCUAUCCCGGAUAUCCCAAUAUCAUUGCUAAGGGAGAUGUGGAGGAAGCGAUGUCCAAAGCAGAUGUGAUCGUCGAAGGUGAUUGCCGUAUGGGUGGACAGGAACACUUCUACCUUGAAACGCAGGCAUGCCUCGCAGUUCCGAAGGAUUCGGACGAGAUCGAAGUCAUCAGCAGUACCCAGCAUCCUACCGAGAUUCAGCACCACGUCGCUCAGGCACUGGGAAUUCCUGCCGCCAAAGUAGUCUCUCGUGUAAAGCGGCUCGGAGGUGGUUUUGGUGGCAAAGAAUCACGUGCUGCCAUGGUUGCCAUACCGGUAGCGCUGGCGGCACACCGCCUGGGAAGGCCUGUACGUUGCAUGCUGGACAGAGAUGAAGAUAUGGCAGUGUCCGGCACACGGCAUCCGUUCUAUUUCCGCUACAAAGUUGGUGUCAGUAAGGAAGGCAAGCUACUGGCCGGAGAUUUUUGUUCGUAUAACAACGGUGGCCACUCGAUGGAUCUGUCGUUCGCCGUGCUGGAGCGUUCAAUGUUUCACAUCCAGAAUGCAUAUCGUAUCCCUCAUCUGCGCGUGCGUGGCUGGGUUUGCCGCACUAAUCUUCCUUCAAACACCGCGUUCCGCGGAUUCGGCGGCCCUCAAGGUAUGAUGGCGGCAGAGACGAUGAUGCGUCAUGUCGCACGCACCCUCAAGCGGGACUACGUUGAGUUGGUCGAAUUGAACAUGUACAGAGAGGGUGACACAACGCAUUACAACCAACAAAUCGAGGGAUGUAACGUUGGUAAAUGCUGGAGUGAGGUUUUACAAUCUUCGGACUUUGCGAACCGUCGACUGGCUGUUGAAGCGUUCAAUCAAGAGCACCGCUGGCGCAAGCGCGGCAUACACGUCGUACCUACAAUGUUCGGUAUCGCGUUCACCGUGCAACAUCUCAAUCAAAGUGGCGCCUUGAUUCACAUCUACCAGGACGGUACGGUGCUGCUCACACACGGAGGCACUGAGAUGGGUCAGGGAUUGCACACGAAGAUGAUUCAAGUCGCUGCAACGGUACUGGAAAUUCCUUUCGAUCGUAUCCACAUUUCCGAAACAUCUACGGAUAAAGUUCCGAACACUUCGGCCACCGCAGCCAGCGCUGGUUCGGAUCUAAACGGCACGGCGGUACUGAAUGCGUGCAUAACCAUCCGCGAACGAUUGGCACCGUUCCGCAAAGAAUACCCGGACAAGGACUGGAAUUUCUGGGUCACGAAAGCCUACUUAAGCCGGGUGUCCCUGUCGGCAACAGGGUUCUAUGCAACGCCUGAUCUAGGAUACAGUUUCCUCACCAACUCGGGAAAAGCAUUCAACUACUACACCUACGGUGCGGCAUGUUCCGAGGUGGAAAUCGAUUGUUUGACUGGCGAUCACCAAGUCAUUCGGACCGACAUUGUUAUGGACCUGGGAUCCAGCCUUAAUCCGGCGAUUGAUAUCGGCCAGAUUGAAGGUGGCUUUAUGCAGGGUUACGGGUUGUUCACACUCGAGGAAAUGGUCUAUUCGCCUCAAGGGCAGGUUUAUUCACGCGGCCCCGGAGUGUAUAAAUUGCCCGGUUUUGCCGACAUACCCGGGGAGUUCAACGUGUCACUACUUACCGGUGCUCCCAAUCCGCGCGCGGUGUACUCAUCAAAGGCGGUUGGUGAGCCGCCACUAUUCCUAGCCUCCUCUGUGUUCUUCGCCAUUCGAGAUGCUGUAGCUGCAGCUCGACAGGAGGAAAAUCUUGGCGAAGAGUUUGCCCUAGCUUCACCGGCAACAUCAGCGAGAAUUCGUACAGCUUGUCAGGAUAAGUUUGUAGAACGCUUUACUAAGCAACAGAGCAAUGGCCGUGAAGACGUUCCCUGGAAUGUUAUGCCCUAA